UUCUAUGGCGAUGGCGGCUUUGCUCCCCGCGCAUGCACGGCCAUCUCGGCGGCUUCCGGCGCGCCCGAGGCGACGGCGGGGUUGCGAUGGAGCGGUUCGGGCCCGGACCCGUGAGUGCCGUGCCGGUGGCCGAGUUCAGGCCAAAUGAGGGUACAUUAACAUCGACUUUAAGAACACUUCUGUUCUUCACAGCUCUAAUGAUUACAUUACCUGUUGGACUGUAUUUUUCAUCAAAGGCUUAUGUAUUUGAAGGUUCCUUGGGAAUGUCUGACAGAGACAGCUAUUUUUAUGCUGCCAUAGUUGCUGUAGUCACUGUCCACGUAGUACUUGCUCUCUUUGUUUAUGUAGCCUGGAAUGAGGGUUCACGGCAGUGGCGCGAAGGCAAACAGGACUAAAAUGAAGAUCAUCAGUGCCUGAUGUCCACAGACUGUAAAUCAGAUGUUUUGUGAGCUGAAGGAAGAGCAUUCUUCUAAAUGUAUAAUACACAUGCACAGACGAGGCUGAUGCUUCAGUUGUGGUUAAAAUAAGAUUUGUACUUACUUGA
Pseudopodoces humilis (Tibetan ground-tit) is the source of this 544-nucleotide messenger RNA. It is a transcript of the gene VMA21, whose product is annotated as vacuolar ATPase assembly factor VMA21. The record is from RefSeq and is a predicted model, not a curated record. Gene Ontology annotation, biological process: vacuolar proton-transporting V-type ATPase complex assembly. NCBI's taxonomy places the organism in Eukaryota, Metazoa, Chordata, Aves, Passeriformes, Paridae. Gene Ontology annotation, cellular component: endoplasmic reticulum membrane.